Molecule: messenger RNA, 491 nt
Organism: Zingiber officinale
Lineage: Eukaryota; Viridiplantae; Streptophyta; Magnoliopsida; Zingiberales; Zingiberaceae
Exons: 3
Coding region: 219-491 (90 amino acids)
Biological process (GO): regulation of transcription by RNA polymerase II
Cellular component (GO): NuA4 histone acetyltransferase complex; nucleus
Source: RefSeq, a predicted model, not a curated record
UUUAGGUUCAUCAUUAGCUUGAGAAUAACCAUGUAAAGCUCAUUUUCAAUUAUAAAAUGCUUUCAAGGAGUUUUUAAUGAAAGCUACUUCUCAAUUAAGGAUUCCUUCUUUCACCAAUCAAAUUGGCUCAAAUUAAUCAUUUAUUUUCCCACGGAAUUGAGAUGGUGCACCUGGUUCCUUCUUUCACCAAUCAAAUUGGCUCAAAAUAACAAUUAAUAAUGACCUGGUUUCAUGAGGAGAAAUGGCAAAUUGAGCUGGAAUUGAGGCUUUUGGAAGCUCUAGAAAUGUAUCCUCCUUCUCAAUUACAAGGAUUUCACCAUCAUUUUGUUCUUUAUGGGCUGAUGGAAUUUCUGAUGAAGAGCUUUGAUAGACAGCUCACAUCGGAGGAAAUAUUGCAGUUGUUGGAUCGCUUUUAUAAUUUAGAAGCAAUGGUGAGAAGAAUCCCUUUUAGUAUCUCCAUCUCUCUCUAUUUCAGUAGUAUUGUUAUUUAA